Myotis myotis is the source of this 1521-nucleotide messenger RNA. Its product is annotated as lysine-specific demethylase 4D-like. Gene Ontology annotation, molecular function: histone H3K9 demethylase activity. The record is from RefSeq and is a predicted model, not a curated record. Gene Ontology annotation, biological process: chromatin remodeling. Gene Ontology annotation, cellular component: nucleus. Lineage: Eukaryota; Metazoa; Chordata; Mammalia; Chiroptera; Vespertilionidae.
AUGGUGUCUAAUGAGCCAAGUGGGACAAUCAUGACCUUCCACCCAACCAUGGAAGAACUGAAAGACUUCAACAAAUAUAUUGGUUACCUGGAAUCCCAAGGUGUCCACCGAGCUGGCCUGGCAAAGGUCAUUCCACAUAAGGAAUGGAAAGCCAGACAGACCUACGAUGAUGUCAGUGACAUGGUGAUAGCCACUCUCCAGCAGGUGGCGUCUGGGCGAGCAGGUGUGUUCAUUCAAUACCACAAAAAGAAGAGGGCCAUGACAGUGGGCGAGUAUCGCCUGUUGGCAAACAGUGGACAGUAUCAGACUCCACCACACUUGGACUUUGAGGAUCUGGAGCGGAAAUACUGGAAAACGCGCCUGUACGACUCGCCCAUAUAUGGCGCUGACAUCAGUGGCUCCUUAUUUGAUGCCAACACUAAACAAUGGAACCUUGGUCACCUGGGAACCAUCCAGGACCUGCUGGAGCAGGAGUGUGGGGUUGUCAUCGAAGGCGUCAACACCCCCUACCUGUACUUUGGCAUGUGGAAGACCACCUUCGCUUGGCACACGGAGGACAUGGACCUUUACAGCAUCAACUACCUGCACUUCGGGGAGCCCAAAACGUGGUACGCGGUGCCCCCAGAGCACGGCCAGCGCCUGGAGCGCCUGGCCAGGGAGCUUUUCCCGGGCAGCUCUCGGGGCUGCGAGGCCUUCCUGCGGCACAAGGUGGCCCUCAUCUCGCCCACUGUCCUCAAGGAGAACGGGGUCCCGUUCAGUCGCAUCACUCAGGAGGCUGGAGAGUUCAUGGUGACCUUUCCCUAUGGCUACCACGCUGGCUUCAACCAUGGCUUCAACUGUGCGGAGGCCAUCAACUUUGCCACCCCGCGAUGGGUCGACUAUGGCAAAGUGGCCUCUCAGUGCAGCUGCGGGGAGGCCCGGGUAAGCUUUCCCAUGGACGUGUUCAUGCGCCUCCUGCAGCCCGAGCGCUAUGAGCUGUGGAAACGCGGAGAGGACCGGACCGUUGUGGACCACGUCGAGCCCAUGGCGCUGGGCAGCCAGGAGCUGAGGGCCUGGAGGGAGGGCCGAGCGGCCUGGAGAUCUGCGCUGGGCCUGAGGCACCUCCAGCCCCCUCGGGCCACGAACACCCCUAGAUCAGUGGGCAUGAGCCGUGGGGCUCCCGGCCACCUUGGCUGCCAGGCCCUUGUGCGCAAGCUAUGCCGUCGCCCUUCACUAGCCCUGGGAUCUGCCUCUGCUGCCCAGCCCGCGGCUGCCGCGGCCCUCUGCUCCUUGAAGCCCUACCCACCCUCACAGCCAACCUCGGGCCCAUCUGCCCAGGAUCUCCAGCCAACUGGCACACGUGGUCUCAAUCGUGGUCCUCGUCCUUGGGAACAGGGGACUCAAGAGUGGACUGUUCAGGCCCCGGCUAAGAGGCGCUGCCUAGUGGGCGCAGUGCGCACAGCUCCGGAACCCAAAGCCCAGCCUGUGCCUGAGGACAAACCCUCCAUGGACAGCCCAGCACUGCUGGUCCCAGCAUCCUAA